Messenger RNA from Pollicipes pollicipes, 663 nucleotides. RefSeq names its product translation initiation factor eIF-2B subunit epsilon. The transcript is spliced from 5 exons. Gene Ontology annotation, molecular function: translation initiation factor binding; guanyl-nucleotide exchange factor activity; translation initiation factor activity. The coding region runs from base 47 to 571 and encodes 174 amino acids. The record is from RefSeq and is a predicted model, not a curated record. Gene Ontology annotation, cellular component: eukaryotic translation initiation factor 2B complex. NCBI's taxonomy places the organism in Eukaryota, Metazoa, Arthropoda, Thecostraca, Pollicipedomorpha, Pollicipedidae.
GGAGUGGGCGUCCGGCGCCGCCAGCCCGCCUCUGGACGACACCAGAAUGUUCUACAACGAGGUGUUGGACAGCCUGGUUCGCGGCUACAGUGAGAAGAUCCGGACGGAAAACCUCAUCCUGGAGGUGAACUCGUCCAAGUUCGCGUACAACGUGACCGUCCAGGAGCUGAACUCGCUGGUGGUCAAGGCCAUCCUGUCCGUGCCCGAGCACGGCUGCGACCAACCGCUGCCGCCGCCGGCCUUCCUGGCCAAGCUGCAGUCGGUGCUGGCCACCUUCAUGCCGUUGUUGGCCAACUACAUCAAGAACGAGGAGUCUGAGUGGAGCUGCCUGCGGGCGCUCGAGACGUUUAGCUGCGAGCACGCGGCGAUGGCGGCCUGCUUGGCGAAGGUGCUGAUGGUGCUGUACCAGAAGGACAUCCUGUCCGAGACCACCAUUCUGGCCUGGUACAACGAGUCGCAGGAGCUGACGCCGGAGGCGGUCCGCGUCCGGCAGCAGGUGCGGCGUCUGGUGGAGUGGCUGGAGCAAGCCGACGAGGAAUCAGAGGACGACUCGGGCAGCGACGACGACUGAGCCUGAACAUCGCUUCUGCCAGUGUUAAUCGGUGGUGUUGUUUUUACGAGGUGGAUGGACGUACCAAUAAUACAGUGCCGUGGUGAAGCUAG